UGACGCACUGCUCCGGCCGUUGCCCCGCAGACAGAGACGGAGCAGCGGGGCGGGGCGGAAAUGACAUCUGGGCCAAGAUGGAACCGGCCCGCACUGGACGGUUUAGGAGCCGUUGCUGUGGAGGGAGAGACGGGGACAUGAGCGGCCAUUGAGCGCGGCCAGUGUGCCGGUGAGCCCCCCCUGCUCAGUGGGCGGGCUGAGCUUCGAUGGAGGACCACAUGAUGGGGCACAACAAGGAGAAGCGUUAUGAGUGCGACGUCUGUGGCAAGGCAUGGCAGAGCCCGAGCAUGCUGGAGGCCCACCGGCGGGUACACACGGGAGAACGCCCCUUCAACUGCUCGGAGUGCGGCAAGAACUUCACCCGCUACAGCAGCCUGCUGCGGCACAACCGCGUGCACUCAGGCGAGAGUCCGUACACCUGCAUUGAUUGUAACAAGAGCUUCACCCAAUCCAGCAUCCUGCUGGCGCACCAGUGCACCCACACCGGCGAGCACCCCUACACCUGCGCCCAGUGCGGCAAGGGUUUCACCAACACCACCAAGCUGCUGAGGCACCAGCACACCCACACUGGCGAGCGCCCCUACACCUGUGUCCAGUGCGGCAAGGGCUUCACCAGAUCCGACAGCCUGCUGGAGCACCAGCGCACCCACACCGGUGAGCGCCCCUACACCUGUGUCCAGUGCGGCAAGGGCUUCACCAGAUCCGACAGCCUGCUGGAGCACCAGCGCACCCACACCGGUGAGCAUCCCUACACCUGCACCCAGUGCGGAAAGGGCUUCACCAACACCACCAAGCUGCUGGAGCACCAGCGCACCCACUCAGGCGAGCGUCCCUACACCUGUUCCCAGUGCGGCAAGGGCUUCACCUACUCCCACAACCUGCUGGAGCACCAGCGCACCCACACCGGCGAGCGUCCCUACACCUGCGCCCAGUGUGGCAAGAGCUUCACCCACUCCAGCAGCCUGCUGGUGCAUAAGCGCACCCACACCGGCGAGCGCCCAUAUACCUGCACCCAGUGUGGCAAGAGCUUCACCCACUCUGGCAGCCUGCUGGUGCAUCAAGGUACCCACACUGAUAAGCGCCCAUAUACCUGCGCCCAGUGUGGCAAGGGCUUCACCCUCUCCAGCAGCCUGCUGAAGCACCAGCGCACCCACACCGGCGAGCGCCCCUAUACCUGCGCACAGUGUGGCAAGGGCUUCAACAACAACACCAAGCUGCUUGAGCACCAGCGCACCCACACCGGCGAGCGCCCCUACACCUGUGCCCAGUGUCACAAGAGCUUCACCCUCUCCAGCAGCCUACUGAGGCACCAACGCACCCACACAGGCGAGCGCCCCUAUACCUGUGUCCAGUGCGGCAAGGGCUUCACCAGAUCCAGCAACCUCCUGGAGCACCAGCGCACCCACACCGGCGAGCAUCUCUACACCUGCACCCAGUGCGGCAAGGGCUUCACCAACACCACCAAGCUGCUGAGGCACCAGCACACCCACACCGGCGAGCGCCCCUACACCUGUCUCCAGUGCGGCAAGGGCUUCACCAGAUCCGACAGCCUGCUGGAGCACCAGCGCACCCACACCGGCGAGCGCCCCUACACCUGUGCCCAGUGCGGCAAGGGCUUCACCAGAUCCGACAGCCUGCUGGAGCACCAGCGCACCCACACCGGCCGCACCCACACCGGCGAGCGCCCCUACACCUGUUCCCAGUGCGGCAAGGGCUUCACCAACACCACCAAGCUGCUGGAGCACGAGCGCACCCACACCGGCGAGCGUCCCUACACCUGCGCCCAGUGUGGCAAGAGCUUCACCCACUCCAGCAGCCUGGUGGUGCAUGAGCGCACCCACACCGGCGAGCGCCCAUAUACCUGCACCCAGUGUGGCAAGAGCUUCACCCACUCCAGCAGCCUGCUAAGGCACCAGCUCAUCCACACAGGCGAGCGCCCCUACACCUGUGCCCAGUGCGGCAAGGGCUUCACCCGCUCCUCCAAGCUGCUGGCCCACCAGCGGAUGCACGCCGGCGACCAGCCCUAAGACUGCCCGUACUGUGGUGAGGCGUUUGACAGCUCGCGGGGGUUGCGGCAGCACCGGCGGACCCACACCGGCGUGCAGCUGCUCCCACUGUGACAAGAGAGCAUGGGGGCUGCAUCGUUGUAAAUGCAUUUCGUUGUCUCUGUACUGUACACUGACAAUGACAAUUAAACUUGAAUCUGAAUCUGAA
Molecule: messenger RNA, 2214 nt
Organism: Leucoraja erinaceus (little skate)
Lineage: Eukaryota; Metazoa; Chordata; Chondrichthyes; Rajiformes; Rajidae
Product: zinc finger protein 850-like
Exons: 3
Coding region: 207-2027 (606 amino acids)
Biological process (GO): regulation of transcription by RNA polymerase II
Cellular component (GO): nucleus
Molecular function (GO): DNA-binding transcription activator activity, RNA polymerase II-specific; RNA polymerase II cis-regulatory region sequence-specific DNA binding
Source: RefSeq, a predicted model, not a curated record